UCUCUCUUUAUCAAAGUAGUAAAAGUCUAGGAGAGAAUAAACACAAAGCAAUAAAGCAUCCCACACAAAACGAAGCGCAUGUUAAGACGGACCAUGUAGGAACUAGGAAGGUGCCAAUUGCCAUAGAAUUGCACAAAUAAAACUCACUUCCGAGUCACUGAGUCAUACAACAAUUUCUUCACGUCUUUACUAUUCUUUGUUACUCCACUUCUCCAACCUUUUCUUUUUCAUAAACUUCUAGACAUUAAAUUUUCAGCAAUAUUUUUCAAUUCAAUUUCUCAUCCAUUUGAACUUUGCAAAAUCUUUGCCAUUUAAAUAUCCAAUCUUUAAGGAAUUGGAAAUGGCUCUGUUUGAUGGGUCAGUGUUCUUGUUUGCUUCUUUGCUGUUUCUGAGUAGAGGCAUUCUUGCUACUUCUGGAGAUUGUGAUCCUAUUUACAAAACUUGUGUAGAGCAAUGUCAGAAGACUGGAUGCAUUCAGAAUAAAUGCUUCAACAACUGUGGAGUCUCCCUUGACAAUAAACCUGCUGAAGGCCCAUGGUAUCUCCAAGAACCACUUUAUCUCCGGUGGAAAGAGUGGGAUUGUCGCAGUGAUUGCAGGUACCAUUGUAUGCUUUCAAGGGAGGAAGAAAGAGCAAAACUUGGAGACAAACCCAUCAAGUAUCAUAAGAAGUGGCCAUUUCACCGUGUUUAUGGCAUUCAGGAACCUGUUUCUGUCGCUCUCUCACUGAUUAUUCUUGGCUUGAUAUUUCAUGGAUGGGUAUCAUUCUUUAUCCUUCUCUACUACAAGUUGCCUUUGAAGCCAAAUCGGAAGUGUUAUUAUGAAUACACUGGUUUAUGGCUUGUAUAUGCGAUCUUAUCCAUGAACUCUUGGUUUUGGAGUGCUGUUUUCCAUGGCAGAUACGUGGAAUUAACAGAGAACUUGUACUAUUCUUCAAGAGUGGCACUUCUUGGGUUUUCACUCAUUAUAUCCAUAAUUCGAUCUCUAAAUGUUACAACUGAGGCUGCCAGAGUGAUGGUUGCUGCUCCUCUCAUUGCAUUUGUGACUACUCAUAUACUCUUUCUCAACCUGGUAGAACUUGAUUAUGGCCUAAACAUGGUGGUGAUGGUUGUAAUAGCUACAGCACAGCUCCUUUUCUGGACAAUCUGUGCCAUUCGUUCCCAUCAGCCAUCACGCUGGAAGCUGUUGGUCGUGGUUGUCGGGGGAGGCAUUUCAUUACUUCUGGAGAUAAUCGACUUUCCUCCUUACAAGGGGUUUAUCGAUGCACAUGCCUUCUGGAAAGCCAUUUCUGUACCUCUCACUUACAUCUUGUGGAGCUUCGUCUGUGAUGAUGCUGAAUUCACUACAUCUACUCUGAUCAAGAAAGCAAAAUAGCAUCACCUAGCCGAAUAUCACAGUAUGUUUUCGCAGCAAAAACCCUUGUACAUUUCAUUCAUUCUUUGCUCAUUCUUUUGAUAUUCCUCCAGCUUUUAUACUAAAGGAUAAUACUGAAAUACUACUGUCAAACUGAAAAAAGCUAAAUUUGUAUAGCCUUCUGCUUCAGGCACUACAUUUUGUGGAUUUUGAGUUUUUGA
Molecule: messenger RNA, 1572 nt
Organism: Chenopodium quinoa (quinoa)
Lineage: Eukaryota; Viridiplantae; Streptophyta; Magnoliopsida; Caryophyllales; Amaranthaceae
Product: post-GPI attachment to proteins factor 3-like
Exons: 5
Coding region: 341-1372 (343 amino acids)
Biological process (GO): GPI anchor biosynthetic process
Cellular component (GO): endoplasmic reticulum membrane
Molecular function (GO): hydrolase activity, acting on ester bonds
Source: RefSeq, a predicted model, not a curated record